Molecule: messenger RNA, 1748 nt
Organism: Malania oleifera
Lineage: Eukaryota; Viridiplantae; Streptophyta; Magnoliopsida; Santalales; Ximeniaceae
Product: probable sugar phosphate/phosphate translocator At3g11320
Exons: 4
Coding region: 416-1342 (308 amino acids)
Cellular component (GO): Golgi apparatus
Molecular function (GO): antiporter activity
Source: RefSeq, a predicted model, not a curated record
GUCCAUGAUAAUUUCAAUUACCGCGCGUAAUUGAAGAAAGUGUUUGAAAUGGAAACGAACAUACAGAAACUCUCCUUCCAAAUUCCGCCUUUACCUCCUCAAACUCCAACACAAACUCCCCCCAUUCUCUCUCUCUCUCUCUAACACAAUCCUUCUUCUUCCUCAAUUCGAACCCUAUAUGUCAGCCCCAUUUAAUCACAACAAAAUUCUCUCAGAUUCAUAGAUCUUCCUGAUCAUCGGUCACUGUCGCUCUGGAGAAUCACGAUCACCAACUGCGUUCUCUUUUUAACAUCGAUCAUUUUGGAUUCAUAUUCAACGCCGUUUCGGCACACGAAGCCGUCGGUAGGUUACCUUCCGAUUAUUCUGCUCGAUUAAUUCGUCUGAUUUGGAAAAAUUCGUGUCUGUAAUCGAAUCGAUGAAGGUCUCGGGCCGCGUCUUCACGAUCGGGCUCGUCGCGUCGUGGUACUCGUCCAACAUUGGGGUUUUGUUGCUGAAUAAGUACUUGCUCAGCAACUACGGCUUCAAGUACCCGAUCUUCCUCACCUUCUGCCACAUGAUGGCGUGUUCGCUGCUCAGCUACAUCGCCACCUCGUGGUUGAAGAUCGUGCCAAUGCAGAGUGUCCGAUCGAGGGUCCAGUUCCUGAAAAUCUCGGCGCUCAGCCUUGUGUUCUGCUCGUCGGUCGUCAGUGGCAAUAUCUCGCUUCGGUAUCUUCCGGUGUCGUUCAACCAGGCGAUCGGCGCAACCACGCCGUUCUUCACGGCGGUUUUUGCCUAUAUGAUGACGCUGAGGAGGGAAGCUUGGCUCACCUAUGUUGCACUUGUACCGGUUGUCACCGGCGUCGUCAUUGCCAGUGGAGGAGAACCAAGCUUCCAUCUCUUUGGGUUUAUAAUGUGCAUUGGUGCUACAGCUGCUCGUGCACUAAAGUCAGUACUUCAAGGAAUUUUGCUCUCCUCUGAAGGGGAAAAACUUAAUUCUAUGAACCUUCUCAUGUACAUGGCUCCAGUAGCUGUUGUAUUGCUCCUUCCAGCAGCGCUCUUGAUGGAGAAAGAUGUGAUUGCAAUGACAAUAGCACUUGCCAGAGAUGAUGUCAGGAUUUUAUGGUAUCUAAUCUUUAAUUCUGCACUGGCAUAUUUUGUGAAUUUGACCAAUUUCUUGGUCACCAAACACACCAGUGCCUUGACCCUACAGGUGUUGGGAAAUGCUAAAGGUGCUGUUGCUGUGGUGGUCUCAAUCUUAAUAUUUAAAAACCCCGUAUCAGUGACUGGGAUGCUGGGUUACGCCCUCACGGUAAUGGGUGUUGUCUUCUACGGUGAAGCAAAGAAAAGAAGCAAGACUUCUUAAAGAGAAAAUCCAUUGAUGCAUAAUGCAUGGUGCUCGUCUAAUUUAUAAUGUUAAAUCUAAUCUUGGCGCUCUGAGCUUCUCCAGUCCAAUGUGGAUGGAUACAACUCACAGCAGAUGCUAUAAAUUGCAAAACCCCCCACAUUUUAUGUCAAGGAGCUUUUUCAGAAGCAAUUAUAGAUCAAGUGAAGAAAAAAGGUUUAUCUUUUUUCCUCUUUUUUUAGGCCAAAGAGAGAGAGGGGACUAUAGAGGGAGACCAAAACAUUUGUUUUGACUUUCUAUGAUCUUUUAGUUUUAGGUGAUGAGAAAAUGUCAACCAUGCUUCAAGGUAGUUGUUGGUUGGGUUUUGAUUCAGAAUUUGUUGUUUUUGUCAAUUUUGGUAAAUUAUUGAGAGGAUCUCAUUAUUUAA